Linum trigynum is the source of this 907-nucleotide messenger RNA. NCBI's taxonomy places the organism in Eukaryota, Viridiplantae, Streptophyta, Magnoliopsida, Malpighiales, Linaceae. The record is from the annotation of a GenBank genome assembly.
GUUCAUCACCCAAAUCCCAUUUCUCAUCACUCUCCCGUCCACCAAAAAAAAAAAAAAAAAAAACAUGUCCAAAGAAACAGCCACCCGACCCACCAAGCUCUACUUCUCCAUCGUCUUCACCGUCGUCUUCUUCAUAUCCCUCAUCCUCCUAAUCUGUUGGCUCAGCCUGCGCCCGCACGAGCCCAAGUUCCACGUCCACAACUUCUCGGUCCUCGGUCUGGCCGACCACGGGUUCGAAUCGGUCCGGUUCGUCUACAACGUGUCAGUUCGAAACUCGAACCGACGCGUGGGAAUUUCCUAUGACACCCUGACGACGGCGAUUUAUCACAACGGACGGCCCAUUGGGAUUACGCCGUCGUUUAACUCGUUCGAUCAGGAGCCCAAGACCACGUUGUAUAUUAGCCACGUGCUGACCGGAGGGGCGAUCGCGGCGGCAGCGGGGAGUGGGGACACGUGGAAGGAGAUCGUUGGCGAUCGCGGGAGUGGAAAGGUUGAGUUUCAGUUGGAGCUGAGGACUAGCUUGAGGUAUGAGAGGACGAUGUGGGACCUGAGGCGGCACGGGGUUCGUGCCAAGUGUCAGGUUCCUGUUGGUGGAGAUGGUGCUCUGUUGGCGGGCUACGUGGGACAGGAGUGUCCUUCGUAGUUUGACUGUUUGGGGACUUGUGUGUCUUUUUUUUGAUGCUGUUGGUGUUGUAAUUUGUGAAGCAGAGGGUUUGUAAAAGGAUGUGAUUUGUUUGAUUGGUUUUGUUUUAGUUCGUAUUGAAUGUAAGAAUGAUGGUUAUUGAUGUUUGUUCGUAUUUAUGAUUUUGAUAUAGUAUUCAGAUUUUCAAACUAACAAUCAUAUGUGUAAUGUAAUCAUCGAUAAUAGUAAUAAAAUAGAGACGAACAUUAAAGGAUGAUACCUACC